CAAACAACACACACUAAACCCCUCUCUUUCACUUUCUUCCCUGAGAAACCCUAAUUCGAUUCGACUAGGGGAAAGCAGUAAAAAUGGGAGGAAAGUGCCCCCAUAGAAGCGUCAAGAAGAGAAGAUACUCACACAAGACUCAUCGCCGCGACAAGUUUCUCAUUAAUGGUGAUGAUAUGGUAUAUGAUGCACUGAAGAAUCCAGAGGGAAUUAAGCCCUUGCCUGUUGAUGAAGACCUCCCUGGGAUGGGCCAGUAUUAUUGUAUACACUGCGACCGAUACUUUGCCAAUGUGUCCGUGAGAGAUGAACAUUUCAAGACGAAACGUCACAGGAAGCGUUUGAAAUUAAUGAUGGGUCCUGCACCACACACCCAACUCGAUGCCGACUUAGCUGGUGGAAUGGGAAUGCCAGAUAAUGGCCCAAAGCUUAUGUCCAUUUGAAGUGUGAACUAUCUGUUUUUAAGUUCAUUUGUUCUUUUUUGCUUUAGAACAUGCGGGCAUGUAAGGCUCAUCUAUAAUAGAAUCCAGAGUUUUUAGUAUAAAAUGCAUCAGUGAUUGAUCAAUUUUGUUUGUUGUAUUCUUAUGCUAUAUUACUUCUUAACUAAUUCUAGCGGCCGUUAUAUGCUA
Molecule: messenger RNA, 626 nt
Organism: Humulus lupulus (European hop)
Lineage: Eukaryota; Viridiplantae; Streptophyta; Magnoliopsida; Rosales; Cannabaceae
Exons: 4
Coding region: 84-440 (118 amino acids)
Molecular function (GO): zinc ion binding; nucleic acid binding
Source: RefSeq, a predicted model, not a curated record